AUGGCGUCAGCUCUCCGGGAACAUUGGCGGGGUGUUUUGACCCGCCGGCUGAUCGACCGGCAGCUUCUGUCCGAGUGGCUCGCGGCCGAGGCGCCGCCCACGGCGCCACCGAGCGACGCAGCUUGGCGGCUUCAGCGCGACCACGUGCAAACGGCCAUCGACCGCUCGCCAAAUGCAGCCCCAGGGCCAGACGGCAUCUCAACCAGCGUCGGGCAAGGGUGCCCUCCUUCUCCGACACUUGUCGACAUGGCCGUGGACAUCCGCUGGCUCCGCGCGAAGGACUUCGGGGAGACCUCUAGUUUCCGCCUCAACGCGCCGAAGACGGCCCUC
Messenger RNA from Prorocentrum cordatum, 330 nucleotides. The record is from the annotation of a GenBank genome assembly. Lineage: Eukaryota; Dinophyceae; Prorocentrales; Prorocentraceae.